CCAUAUCCCACAUGUCAAAAAGACUGAGCUCCGAGUUCUCACCGUGUCACUGAUACCUCUCUCUCUCUCUCUCUCGCUUUGUCCAACCAUAUAUAUCUUCCUCCAACGUUUGCAUUUCUUCAACGCUCUCCCAUAUACACAAAGCAAACGCUAACCUUUCAGCCUCAAAACUAAGAGACAGUUGCAUUAAUUUGCAUCAAAGUCUUCUACAAUCGAAUCCCAAAACAAAAAAAAUGAAGGAAACCAUAAUUGGUGAAGGUGGGUAUGUGUAUAAACAAGAGACCCUUCUCACCGUUCUAAAGACCUCUCUUUUCUUUGCCAAUGAUGGUUACAGUGUGUAUGACUGCAAGGGUCAGUUGGUCUUCCGAGUCGACUCGUACGGUCCUGAUACUCGUGACAAAGGUGAAAUCGUUCUCAUGGACGCUCAUGGAAAGUGCCUCCUCACUGUUCGCCGAAAGAGGCCGAGUCUGCAUCAACGGUGGGAAGGGUUCAAGGGUGAAAGAUCAGACGGCCAAAAACCGUUCUUCAGCGUGAGGAGAUCAUCGAUAAUUGGACGGUCGAGCGUGAGCGUGGAGGUGUACAACAAUCCAGGAGAGGAGUACCAGAUCGAAGGAAGCUUUGCACAACGGUGUUGCACAAUCUUCAACGCUGGGAAAGAAUCAGUGGCUGAGAUUAGACGCAAAGUUGAUGCUUCCACCAAUGUGGUGCUUGGGAAAGACGUUUUCUCUAUAUGCCUAAAACCUGGUUUUGAUGGAGCUUUUGCUAUGGGUUUGGUGCUUGUACUUGAUCAGAUCAAUGGUGAUGAGACUAUUACUGAGGGAGCACAAGUGGAACCCAUCACAGGGGAUUAAUACUAGUUUUUUUUUUUUUUUAAAGUACUAGUUGACUAGUGGUAUUAUAAUGAUAGGGAACUCUUUGUCUGUUGAUAGGGAACUCUUUGUCUUGGUUCUAGAUCUCUGUUGCUAUUUUAUUUACAUGUUGCUAAUUUAAAAAGAGAUCAAAUCAAAUUAUACCAUGUGGGCUAGUUUUUAGCACUUCCCAAUGGCUGCUUGAUUUUGGAAA
Messenger RNA from Quercus lobata, 1062 nucleotides. Its product is annotated as protein LURP-one-related 12-like. The record is from RefSeq and is a predicted model, not a curated record. Bases 234 to 851 code for a protein of 205 amino acids. NCBI's taxonomy places the organism in Eukaryota, Viridiplantae, Streptophyta, Magnoliopsida, Fagales, Fagaceae. The transcript is spliced from 2 exons.